AUGCAUUUACCAGGUUUUGGAGUUCAAAGUCAAACACUAACCAAGAAAGCAGUGGUGGACAUUACUGCCUGCCCCUUCACCUACUUCGGGCAGCAAUACAACAAGCUACACGUGAGUAACACUAGACAAUGUUCAGUUGAUGUUUCAGGAAUUUACAAAGAUGUGGCAAAUAAUGACUGCAUCCUACUGACCAAGAUGACCGUUCCGGGAGGAAGCUACACGGUCCAGACCACUCAGUUGCCCUCUCUAUGUGUCAACACACUCUUCGUCUAUAACAACAAUGGUGUUGCUGUUCUAGGAAUAACACUCAGCACAACUGGCUUCAAAUCUAGUGUGGGAAUAAGCUCGGACACCGGCUUUACCGACGAUCUACUGGUUGUGAGCAGUCUGGUCAAUGAUGUUCUAAUCUCCAAAUUGAAAUUCAAGUCUCUGGAACUGAUUAAUGGGGUCACUGUUGAUUUGAGUGGAUGUCGCUUCUCAGAUAUUGUGCUUGAGGACAGUGCGACAUUUUUGGAUCCAAGAAUCUGUUCCAAUCUCGUAUGCGACAAAGAUGCUAUACCUCACAUCGAGAGCACUUGUGGACCGUUGGGCCAAUGUGACGGACUUGGACGCUGCUUAGUCAACGUCACCUGCACCAUCGCAGCCUCCACCGUCAUCGAUUACUAUGGCGGGGUCCACGCCGCCCCUGAUCGCUGCGCAUACUCGCUGUUCAGCUCCUACUGGUUCCCAGGCUUUCAGGUUCUGGGGGUCUUCCGGGAGCGGAGACGUUUGGAUGUGAGCUUGCUGGAUCACGUGAUCCUGCAGUUGAGCCACAAAGGUCCUCUGAUCACCCUGGAGCAAGGAGGGAGAGUUCUGCUGGAUGGCACUGAGCUGGCGGUCAACAGCACCUCUCUAGGCGUCUAUGGGGUGGAGCUGUACAAGGAUGAGACAGGAGUGACGGCAUCAGUGACAAUGUAUGUACAUAACAUCACCGUUUUCUUCGAUGGCAACACUGCACAGAUCUUCCUUGAAGGAUUUGAACCAGCGAUUGGUUUAUGUUCAGAUGGGAAUUUUACCUUGGACUUCAACCCUCAAUUCAGUGAGGCUGGAUGUGAGGUUCAAUAUGAGGAGGCGAAGGACAGAACCAUUGACUGUGAGGACGCAGCAGACUGGUGUAACCUCCUGCUAGAAGCUCCGUUCACUUCCUGCCACGACCUGGUCGACCCACAGCCCUUCAUCUCUGCCUGCAACAUGACGCUGUGCUCCUAUCCGUCUGUGGACGACAUCAAGUGCCAGUUCAUGGAGGCCUACACCCGAGUCUGCGAGCAGCAAGGCGACAUUGUAGAGGACAGCUGGAGGUUCGACACUGUCUGUCCUGCUUUUCCUGAAGCCUUCUGUCAGGAUCUACACUGCAGCCAUCACGAGUUCUGUGGCGAGAGGUUUGUGGACAGUGGGAAGUUCUGUCUCUGCCGAGCCUUGUUUUCUUCAAAGUACAGCUUGGAGCAAACGUUUGGAGAACCAACACAGUGUGAGCACAACACUGCUCAAGUGACUCUGGCUCGUUGUCUCCUGGAGGGGAAAAACAUCGACUUCCACAUGUUGCACCUCAACGACGAAAACUGUCGGGGAGUCUUAGACAACCAGACCCACAUGGUGACGUUUGGCUUCAACAGCAGCAACACUUGUGGAACCAUUGUCACGAUGAAAGACAAUCACAUUGUGUACAAGAAUUCCAUCAUGACUCGGAACAUGACUCAAUCCGAAACAAUUUUCCGCCACAACAACUUGGACGUGGACCUCUCCUGUUUCCUCACUCAGCCCAGCAUCCAGACCCUGACCUUCAAUGUCAAACACAGGUGGGUUUUCAAGUGUGUAAAUCCUCCUCCGAGACCGAGACUGGACUGGUCUGUCCCCCGCAGCUCGGAGUACCACCUGUUCUCAGCGAGAGAGUGGCAGUAUUCCCUGUCUAUGAUGCUGUUCACCGACCCUGAGAGGAAGCACAUGUACAAGAGUAAUGCAGGGAUCGAGCUGAAUCAGAGACUGUGGGUGGAGCUGAAGAGCAGCGGCCUGGAUGACAAACUGACCUCAGUGGUGACCAAGGACUGCUGGGCAACAGAUCAGGCGGCGUCGAAUGCCAGUCUCAGAUACGACAUCAUCAUCAAUGGCUGCCCAAAUCCUGACGACCCAACAGUGACGACAAAUGGGAACGGACUGGGAACGUCCAACUACUUCUCCUUCCAAGGCUUCCAGUUUGUUGGCGGGACCCUGGAUAUUUUCUUGCACUGCUUGGUCGACCUGUGUGACAAGGCCAGGGGCGACUGUGCCCCGGUAAUUUGA
Messenger RNA from Synchiropus splendidus (mandarinfish), 2316 nucleotides. RefSeq names its product alpha-tectorin-like. The transcript is spliced from 15 exons. The record is from RefSeq and is a predicted model, not a curated record. Lineage: Eukaryota; Metazoa; Chordata; Actinopteri; Syngnathiformes; Callionymidae. The coding region runs from base 1 to 2316 and encodes 771 amino acids.